Molecule: messenger RNA, 1677 nt
Organism: Penicillium cinerascens
Lineage: Eukaryota; Fungi; Ascomycota; Eurotiomycetes; Eurotiales; Aspergillaceae
Exons: 4
Coding region: 1-1677 (558 amino acids)
Biological process (GO): transmembrane transport
Molecular function (GO): transmembrane transporter activity
Source: RefSeq, a predicted model, not a curated record
AUGGCCGACCAGAAUAAUAUCAGAGGCAACUCAGUCUAUGAGGCUGCUGAGUCUGAUAUUGCUAAGCCCGCUGCUGUUGAACAGACGAAGUCAAAGGCUGGUUUCAUGGGAAAGUUGAUGGGGGUUUUCAAUGGUGAUCUUCGCGAGGAGAUGCCUCCGUACAAGGAUAUUGAGAUUCAUACCUGGAAUGGACCUGAUGACCCAGAGAACCCUUUCAACUGGGGCAACCAGUAUAAAUGGCUUCUGACUCUCACUGUCUGCUUCAUUUCGAUUUUGACCGGUCUACCGGCAGGAACGUACGGUUCCGGCAACGACUGGAUGGAGAAGGAGUUCAACGUGCAGAACUCUCCAUUCCCCAACCUCUACUGGGCCACCACGUCAUGGAACAUGGGCGCGGCUUUCUGGCCCUUGAUUUUCGUGCCUCUCACCGAAUCGUCCGGCCGCAUGCCUGGAUAUUUCGUAGCUUAUAUCAUUUUGGUCAUCUCGCUAUUCCCGUCCGCAUUCGCAAAGAACUUUGCGACUUUGGUGGUGACGCGAUUCUUUGGUGGUGGUGCCUCCUCUGUCUCUAUUAACAUCGUCGGAGGAAGUAUCAGUGAUGUCUGGUUUGGUGAGAAGGCUCGCAGUUUGCCCAUGUCGAUCUUUGGUUUCACCAGUGUUGUGGGUAUCGCACUUGGUCCGUUCAUCGGUUCUGCUAUUGUGCAGAUCUCUAAGAGCGAGCCCUGGCGUUGGAUCUUCUAUAUCCAGAUUAUCUACAACGCAGCCCUGAUCCCCGUUUUUUGGUUUAUCCUUCGUGAAACCCGACCCGACGUUAUCCUCAAGGCGCGCGCUAGGAAGAUCCGCAAAGAGACCGGCCGGCCCGUGUACGCAGCUGCAGAGAUCAAUGCACCAAACAAGCUCAGCCUGCUGAAGAUCUCAUUCAAACGCCCAACACGCAUGUUGACCUCAGAGCCCGUGGUUAUCUUCUUCACGCUUUGGAUCAGUUUCGCCUGGGGAAUUCUCUAUCUCUUCUUCUCCAGCGUUGUGCAGACCUACUCCACAAACUACGACUGGAGUACCCUCGCAACAGGAUUAGUACAGCUCGCCAUAUCCGUCGGCGCUAUAAUCGGGACAGUCGUCAACCCGAUCCAGGACUGGCUCUACUUGCGCUCUGCAAGCCGCAACACCGAGAAGCCCGGUCGCCCCAUUCCCGAGGCCAGAUUAUAUACUUCUAUCCCUGGCAGCUUGCUCUUCGCAGCGGGCCUGUUCUGGUAUGGAUGGGCUAGUAUGCCGGACGUGCACUGGAUUGUCCCGACAAUCGGUAUCACUUGUGCCGGUAUCGGUAUCUACUCCAUCUACAUGGCAGUUGUGAACUAUCUGACCGAUGCCUAUGAGCGGUACGCUGCGUCAGCCUUGUCGGCUGCUUCCCUCGGGCGAAACUCCUUUGGUGCCUUCCUACCACUUGCUUCCCCCCAGCUCUUCAGCAACCUCGGCUUCGGCUGGGCUGGUACUCUUCUUGGUUUCAUUGGUGUUGCAUUGUCGGUUGUUCCUGUGGUUUUGGUAUUGAAGGGACCGCAGAUUCGGGCUCGUAGCACUUUCAUGCGCGAAGCUAUGUGGGAGCCUGAGGAGAAGGUUGAGGUUGAUGAUUCUGGAAAGGGUGAGGUGGGACCCUCUACUGAGGGCUCCGAGGGAAUUGUAUAA